This is a messenger RNA of Penicillium canescens, 882 nucleotides long. Its product is annotated as protein-degrading AAA family ATPase MSP1. The coding region runs from base 1 to 882 and encodes 293 amino acids. The record is from RefSeq and is a predicted model, not a curated record. The transcript has 2 exons. Gene Ontology annotation, molecular function: ATP hydrolysis activity; ATP binding. Lineage: Eukaryota; Fungi; Ascomycota; Eurotiomycetes; Eurotiales; Aspergillaceae. Gene Ontology annotation, cellular component: mitochondrial outer membrane.
AUGGCUUCAGCCGGUGGCCGAAGAUGGCAGCAGUUCUUUCAAGAGAUGGUGAUGAUCGCAGGCACUUCCGCCUCCGCAUAUUUCCUAGUUCGCUACCUUCUAUCACGCCUUGAUUUCGACCCCGAGAGUCAGAAGAAAGAGGAACAACGGCAGAAGUCGGCAGCCAUCUUACGUCGACUCGAAGGAAAUGAUUCAGAUGAAGACUCACCGCGACGUGAUGGGAAGCGGGGGCGAGGACAGAAAAAGAAGGAGCUUACCCUGAAUCAAUACGAACAAGCGGUUGCGAUGGAUGUCGUUGCGCCAGAGGAUAUUGCAGUUUCAUUCGAGGAUAUUGGCGGUCUUGACGAAAUCAUUGAGGAGCUGAAAGAAUCGGUGAUCUAUCCAUUGACAAUGCCUCACCUCUAUGCCUCCACAUCAUCUCUCCUGACGGCACCCUCCGGAGUGCUACUGUACGGUCCGCCUGGCUGCGGAAAGACCAUGCUUGCCAAAGCAUUGGCAUCUGAGAGUGGCGCAUGCUUUAUCAACUUGCACAUUUCAACAUUGACGGAGAAGUGGUAUGGUGACUCCAACAAGCUUGUCAAUGCAGUGUUUUCGCUCGCGCGCAAACUGCAGCCCGCCAUUGUCUUCAUCGAUGAGAUCGAUGCCGUGCUCGGAACCAGGAGAAGUGGUGAGCACGAGGCAAGCGGCAUGGUCAAGGCUGAGUUUAUGACACAUUGGGAUGGUCUCACCUCAGCGAAUUCCACGGGAGAGCCGCAGCGCAUCGUUGUUCUCGGAGCCACCAAUCGCAUUCAAGAUAUUGACGAGGCCAUUUUGCGCCGGAUGCCCAAGAAGUUCCCCGUUACUCUUCCUCCGACCCCCAGCGACUUCGCAUUCUCGGCCUGA